UUUAUCUUCCGAUAACCCCACCAGUGAAUCAGGCUCAGUGCGCAAUUUGAGAACGCGUAAUGUGUUGAUGGAAAGAAUGAACUGUAAAACGAACAUAUUUGGCAAUGAUAGGAUGCUUUAGGCAGUUUUGUGCGUGUGUGAUGUUCUGAAACGUAUGUGUUUUACUUUGUGAUUGCUGGUAUUGGAGAUGUGCUUGUUACGGGUGAGUGAUUGUUUUUAUACGUUCAUUAAGCAUCUACAUAAUUAGGUCACGUGUUUUUGGCAAUUUAUUUUGUUUGAAGAGGACCCUCUAGCACGGUUGUGAAAAAUCAUUAUUUACCAUGCAUGAUAAGUAAGUCUUUUUUCUCAAAGAUAUUUGUUUAUCGCCAUACCAUAUCAUCCAGAACGCAUGCUUUUCCGGUAUUCCAUCUAAUUAAUUGCAGCGUACCACCCCGAUGCAACGUGUACAUAACCUCACGGAAUGACUUGAGAUCUGCUAUAAACACUCGCGAUGCAAAUAUUUGGCCAACCAAACAGUGAUAAGGCUUAUUUGAACAGAUGUUAAAGCUGUUCUCAUGAAUAAAAUGAGGCUGAAAAAACAAAAUGGAGCUAAACACAGUCAUUGUUGCCAUACCGGCACGAAGAAACAUUCUAAUAUAGUAUUGCGGUGAUGCGCUCCAAUAGUAUCUUGAACAGCGUCUAUAACAAGUGCUAAGAAAUUUAAUGAACCGGUUAUUCGUACUAACCGCCAUAUUUAGAGCACGUCACGCAUCCUACGAUAAGAAAGUGUUACAACGUAUGCAGCUCUCAUGUUCUGUUAGACACUUAGUAUUUAAGCACGCUUUUAAGGCACGCGCAUAGCUGUUCAUGAGAACGUAACAAUUUAAAGCAAUUGAUAUGCUCUUUUGAUGCACAACACCGAAUGGAUCGAAUUGGUUUGCCUCAGUGCUAAAAUGUUUUACGUUUUUGAUCAGGAAUUUUUGUUUAUUUGUUUCGUAUCGUGCGAUCUGUACGAGUUGAAGUGGAUUGAUUGCGAGUAUCGGGGUAGAGAGGGUGCUUAUCAGAAUGAGAAGAACAUUUGCUGUGUUUGGAAUAUUCCACCGUGAAGAAGUGUCUGUGCCAUAUUACUACAUCUCAUCAGAAAACCGUAUUUUGUUCUAACACCAUUUAUAAUGAUAGUUUUUCCUUAGAGAUGGGCAAAUUAUCAAUUACUAGGAAUGAUGCAUUUGUUGCUGAAGUACGUUUAUUUAUCUUCUCAUAUCAGCGCACUCAGACACACCUUUCUGGUCAUGCAAGGAAUGAUGUACCUGUUCAAAUGUGCAUACACCAAUCAAACGGAUAGAUUGUUUUACUUGCUCAUCAUGUGAUACAUACGUACCACCAUGAAGCAACAUCACUAACCAGGAGAAAUCAGCGAAACAAUCUCUUAUGUUCUGAAAAUACGUUUCAAAGAACGAUCUUGUCAUAAAACAGUGAGCAGGCCAUUGAAUCAUAGCAUGUUCAUUAAUCAUCUUGCCUCCAGCACUAUCCCACUUCCCGUUCUGCCGCUUCAAAAUGCACUUUUGCAAAUAUUUUAUACUUUCGGUUUAUCGCAUUCAAAGCAAUUCCAAGCAUUGAACAGAAUCUAAUUUACUUAGCCCUUGCUCAUUCUCGGUACUACAAUGCUGCACACACGACCACACAUCUACAAAUCCAUGCGCUUUCACUCCACGGAUAAUAUUUGGGUAGACACGCGUGGCUUGACCGUAAACUCAACGACCAACAACAAGUCAUGCAUAACAGGCAGUGCAGUAAAGGGCAACAUUUACUUUGAGGUGCUCGUUAACAAGCCACAUGUAAGAAUAGGCCUGGCACCAAAAGAUCAUAAAUUGUACGGCCCGCUUGGUUUGGAAGAUUCAUACGCAUUUGGCAGUUCAAAGGGCUACAAGUACCAUAAAGGUGUCCGUAACGCGUAUGCACACAAGUUUGGUGCCGAUGAUGUGAUUAGUGUGUUGAAAGUUGAGCACUUCCUUAAAUUCUUUGUUAAUGGUGUUGAUCUAGGCAUCGCAUAUCAUGAUUUGUAUGGUAAGGAGUAUUUCCCUGCACUGAGCUUUUACGAUGGUGGAUCUGUGACUGUUAAUUUUGGGCCGUGUUUUGCGUAUGAUAAUGUGAUUAGGUACGAGGCAAUGGUUUAGUUAAUGGUUGAGUGCGAUAGCGUAAUUAGAUUAUCAUUGAGAACGGAAAAUUUGUUUAAUGUUGAUAUGGUAGAGACAACCUUUGGAAUAUGUGAAUUAACUUAUACGUUUAAUAUUGCAUAUGUGUAGGGAUUAUUGUGACGUAUUUGUGUAUGACAAUGUGAUCAGAUUGGCGUUUAAGACUGGCUGCGCUUACAUCUCAUGACAUGACCGUAUUUGUAGAGUUUAAAUUUGUUGGUGUAUAAAGUGAGGUAUGCGCUAAAAAUGUACAAAUAAUUUAUUUAAGCAAUACUUUGCGUUCUAUGCACCUUCUUCAGCAUUGCCUUCUGUCUCUCUUGCUUUUUCCUUACCAUUAUUACCCGCAGUGCGCUCUUCUGUUCCCUUACCCGUAUCCCCUGCCUCGUCACCAGCACCUUUCUCAGUCUCUUCACCAGCACCUUUCUCGGUCUCUUCGCCAGCACCUUCCUCGGUCUCUUCACCAGCACCUUCCUCGGUCUCUUCACCAGCACCUUUCUCAGUCUCUUCGCCAGUAGGAUUCGCGCCCUGUUCCUCACCAGGUUGCACAACAUAUAUGCGGUAACCUGGCACUGUGCUGCCCUCCUGUGCAUCCUCAUCUGCAGUUUCAUCCUCAGAUUGCCCACCUAACCAAGAAUCUUCUUUGUUAUUAUCCGAACCACCGCUUGUCAUAGUAAGAGUCCCAGAAGAGGAGUCCUCCUCUGACCCUUCAUCCGACAGACAGUACCAAACUAUAGCAGGAACAACUAUCAGGAGAACACAGGCCACUGCAAUAACAAUAAUGGUUAAACAUUUCAUGGAAUGUAAAAAAGAACAGUAUUUAUAUUUUUUGUGAAGCGCACGUGCAAAUAGCCGUAAACCUGCAAAUCACAAGUCAACUACGAAUAUUUGCAAAUAAUUCGAAGAAACGGUUCAAUCAAGAAAUCACCGUGUCAACAAAAUGCACCCUUUCACGUUGCCCCUUUUAGAAGGGCGCAUAUGAUUCGAUUACUGAUCAUCAUGGAAGUAUAAUUUACUGCCAAUGAAAGCAUGUUCGAGGAUGCGUAUCAUGUGUGCAACACCCAGCAUGUUGUAUAAUGAAUAAUAAAUUUAUUUGUCGUUUCAUUUAUGGCUGGUUGUUAUACAAUUGAUGAAAAAUAGUUUUGCUGAGCCGAUUACGCUUUUUAACCUCGU
Molecule: messenger RNA, 3341 nt
Organism: Vavraia culicis subsp. floridensis
Lineage: Eukaryota; Fungi; Microsporidia; Pleistophoridae
Exons: 1
Coding region: 1641-2153 (170 amino acids)
Cellular component (GO): Set1C/COMPASS complex
Molecular function (GO): protein binding; transcription cis-regulatory region binding
Source: RefSeq, a predicted model, not a curated record